AUGCCUACCCCAAUAGACAAUCCCGACUCAAGGAAUCGCCUUUACACGAACAGCACCCUUCGAUCGCGCCGUAUACCUAGUACCUACAAUCAGGCCUCUUCUAGUUCAGCAAGUUCCUCAGCGAUUUCCAUUCCUCUGGAAGCUGCGUCCCAGCCGCCCUUAGAUACCGCGUUGAUUUGGUCGGCCAAGAACCAGUUCCCCCGAGGCUGGCAGGAGAUAUUCAAAGCACCUAACAUCCAUGGAACUCAAUCCAUAGAGCCCAAGACUGACCGCGGUCGUGGUAACUCUAACCAGCAAGUAUACCCCAAACUCGCCCCAGAAUGCACAGAUAGCGGGACCGGGAAACGAAUGGGACGGCUUAUUCGAAGCAUCGUUACCGGCCGAUCGGCCGAAUCUACCAAGAGUUUGAGUUCACACGAUCGGAACAAGUCUUUCAGCGGCAGGCAUGGGAACAAUCUAUCAAGCGCUGAAACCGAUCCUGAUCCCAGUUUGGGCCAACCCGCUCCGAACUGGGGACCAGGUCCAGAAGACAGCAACGGCCACCAAGCACAUCAACGAUCAAAUAGAAUUAAUCCUCACUACCGAAUAUGCAAUAUCACCGAAGCGGAGACAGCGACCAACAUUCGCCAGGCCGUCUGUCUGCAUCUGGGUUUGAGAGAUUAUAAAAAUUCUUUACUGUACCUUACAGAAGUUGGCAGGUUUGAUCAUGCCGAUCCUCUAGAUGACCAGAAACUUAUUACCACCAAACAGAUCAAGGGAGAUUCCGUAGGAACUCUCAAGUUCUUCAUUACACCACCAGCAGUCCCUCCCAUAACCUGCGGCCUUACGGUAACCCCCAACAUGCCAGCAUCCUUAGGCUAUUUGGCACCUGGACUUAAUGGUUCGAAACACAAUCCGCGGCAGCGGUCAAGCACUUCACCCCCUACCUCUAGGUCUAACACAUCGACGGAUAACAAGAUCCAUAAGAAUGCGCUCUCGCAAAUAGCAACCUCAUACCGGGUUAAGAUAGAGAGAAAAGAGCGUAAAUAUCUUGCGGUGCGGAAGCAUGCAGCAGGGAAGGGUAGCCCAUUUAAGUCGGUUAGUCCAGGCAUCACAAGCAACAGAGUUGUUGAUUUCGAUCAUCCUCGAAGCUCGCCAUAUAAUAACAAACGACCAGAUCCGCUGUCACCUCAGAGACCGCCUCCAAAACCGCCUGCUAAAGUUGAUAGCGAUGAUGAUUCUGAUGAUGGCUUAUUCGCGAUCCCUUUAACGAAUCGGAACAUAGCCAAGGUCUCUGCCAAGAACCGAAGAGGACGUGGCGCACCUAAUUACCAUGGACAGCCCAGUCUAACAGUGAAUACUUCUCGGGUUGAAAAGGCCCAUUCAAUGUCCUUUACAUCUCCACAAUUUAUGUCAAGCGCUGUUGCACCUAACCCCAACGAUGAAGGCGUAGGGCUUUCUCGUAAACUACCAGCAACUGCUCGAUCUAACUCCAGGACAUCUAGUAAGAGGGACAGCGAAUUAGGCCGAUGCAAAUCGUUCAUUGAAAAGGACAUUUGGGCGAACCGUCCUCCAACGGACGCCCUGGUUAACAACCUUGAUGACUUCUUCCCUAACUUGGAUCUUGAUCAACCAGUUCUAGAAGAAGGAGAGGGUGGGGAGAUGCUUCCAUCUCAUAUCGCCGAGGCAGAAGACACCUCUGGGGACGCACCUAAGGCGACGCCCAAGAGAGCGCAAGGAGUCCCUGCAGCUGAACCCCAUACCGAUGGUCUGCCUGCCGUUACACCUAGCCGACCGCCAUCUCUUUACAAUAAGAACGAUACUCAUGGUUCUGAUGAAUCUACUCUUAAGGCUCCAGAACGACCUACUCUUCUAGCACAGAGAAGUCUCAGAUGCUCUAGUGGACUUAGCCGCAUAAAGUCCAUUCGUGAAGUUAUCCAUGGCGCUCACGAGGGCAACAUACGCAUGGCUAGCACAUCUCAGAAGAGAAAUCCUCAAGAUGUCCUCCUUAAGAGGCAGACGACAUUUCGCUGGUUCAAAGGGCAACUCAUUAGUAAGGGUACCUAUAGUCAUAUAUACCUCGGUAUAAAUGCCACUACUGCUAAUAGUGAUAAGCAGAAGAUAAAAGAAUUGGUCGGGGGACUAGACCAGGAAAUUAACACAAUACAGCACCUAGACCACGUCAACAUUAUACAAUAUCUUGGAUGCGAGCGCAAGGAAACAAGUAUUAGCAUUUUUAUUAAGUAUAUUUCUGGUGGAAGUAUCAGAUCAUAUCUCUGUAAGCAUGGCGGUUUCGAAGAAUCCAUUAUCGCAUCUCUCACCCGGCAGAUGCUCUCUAGAUUGGCAUAUCUGCAUUAUAAGGGUAUUCUUCAUCGAGAUCUGAAGGCAGAUAACAUCCUUUUGGAUAUAGAUAGCACUUGCAAGAUCAGUGACUUUGGUAUCUCUAAAAAGACAGACAACAUCUACAGCAAUAACAAGACGAACAAUAUGCAAGGCUCGGUGUUCUGGAUGGCUCCCGAGGUCAUUCAAUCACAAUACGAGGGUUAUAGUGCCAAAAUGUUCGCGGGUGAACGACCAUGGGCCAAGGAGGAGGUGGUAGGCGCCAUCUACAAAAUUGCCAAUGGCGAGGCGCCACCGAUCGCUGAGGAUAUCCAAGGAACCCUUAGUCCCCUGGCGGUGGCAUUUAUAAUGGAUUGCUUCCAAGUGGACCCCUUUAAUCGUCCAACGGCAGACGUGCUCCUCUUACAGCAUCCAUUCUGCGAGCUCGAACCUAACUUCAACUUUCAUGAGACAUCACUGUACGCCAAGAUUAAGCCAAUGCAAAAGGAAGGAGCCAAGCCAUCGCACUUUGUCCUUUUGAAAUUAAUAUUGCUGUCGCGCAUGCCAUGGUAUAUUGCGAUAGAAUGA
Messenger RNA from Fusarium oxysporum Fo47, 2886 nucleotides. RefSeq lists its product as uncharacterized. The coding region runs from base 1 to 2886 and encodes 961 amino acids. Gene Ontology annotation, molecular function: protein kinase activity; ATP binding. The record is from RefSeq and is a predicted model, not a curated record. Gene Ontology annotation, biological process: protein phosphorylation. The transcript is spliced from 8 exons. Lineage: Eukaryota; Fungi; Ascomycota; Sordariomycetes; Hypocreales; Nectriaceae.